UUAAGUUUCCGGUUCCGGAUCAGCAAAUUUUUAUAUUUGGGUUCUCUGACGCUUUUUGUGGUUUUCAACAGUAUUUCGGAAGUGCUGCGAUCAACCAAUUCAUACAAUCCACGACUGACAGCAUAUAAAGGCAAAUACUAAUUGGAGAAGUUGAAUUCUAACCAAUCAAGAAUCAAAAUGUCUGGCCAUCCACAUGAUCACCAGGGUCUGAGAGACCGUGAGAAUUCCCCAUCGAGGCAGCAUUAUGUUACACCUUCCUUCACAGCGCAGCAGUACAAAAAAGUUGGCCUUCCAACAUACAAGCCAGUUAUUUACCCAAACCCUGCAGAUCUUGAAGAUGAUCUCCCCCCUCCCCCACCUGCUGAACCAGAGGCUUCUAACCAGUCUUAUGCUUACCAGCCAUCAUCCUCCAGUAUCCCCAGUGCUAGUUCAUACUCUAACGCCACAUAUGCCAGUGUUCAAUACAAUCCAACAAGUAGCCCUUCAACAGGCUUCCAAAUGAGUUACCAACCAGAGCCCGCUACUGCCAAGCUAUACUCUUCUCCAAAUAAGGCACAGUUUGCCACGACAUCUAGUCGCCCUGCUGUUCCGCCCGUCAGUACAGGAGCAAGUGGGACUUCUGGGAGAAAUUACGAGAAUGUAGAUGACAGGAAUUUUUCGUUGCCCAAUAGGAGUUAUUAUACACCACCAGCUGGUGUCUCAGAUGAUCAAUCUUACAGAUCUCCCCAGCAACCUGAUUAUCAGUACAGGGGACCUGGGCCCAGAAGUCCACCUGGAAUCAACAUUGUGCCCCCGACCCCUCCUGCCACCCAGCAACAACAGUUCAUGCCAAGCCCACCACCUGCUGCUCCAAAGACUGAUCUGGAUAAAGAAGCAGAAGUGGAUGCAUUGACUAACUUACUCCUCAAGAAUAUGGAAUGUGCAAGUGACCCUGAUUUCUAUGGUAUGUGUGCCAAAUGUCACACAGCAAUUAUGGGUGACACAAAUGGAUGUAAGGCACUGGGACAAGUCUACCAUGUCAAGUGCUUCACAUGUUUAACAUGCAGUAGCCAGCUACAAGGCCAAGCCUUCUUUGCAAUGGAAGGGAAACCAUACUGUGAGACAUGUUACAUGGAUACGUUAGAAAAAUGCUCGUUGUGCAAGAAAGCAAUUACAGACAGGAUACUACGCGCUACUGGCAAACCAUAUCACGCACAUUGCUUUGUUUGUGUAGUGUGCGGGAAAAGUUUGGAUGGAAUUCCAUUUACUGUGGAUGCUAGCAACAAUAUCCAUUGUAUUGAUGACUUCCAUGCGAAGUUUGCCCCAAAGUGUUGCGUGUGCAGUUUGCCUAUAGUUCCUGAACCAGGCCAAGAGGAAACAGUUCGUAUUGUUGCUAUGGACAAAAGCUUCCACACAGGCUGCUAUAAAUGUGAGGACUGUGGUAUGAUAUUAUCUUCUGAGUCUGAUGGUAAAGGCUGCUAUCCCCUGGAUGACCAUAUCCUCUGCAAGAACUGCAAUGCCAGGAGAAUCCAGACCAUGACAACCAAGAAAACAACAGAUCUUUAAAUGAAGUGGAUGACCAUUGACCACCAAGACUUCUAAUUAAAAACAACGAAGGCGCAUGAUCAUAACCACCAAUAUAUUUCCACACAAUGAAAGUGUAUGAUCAUGGUCACCAAUAUAUUUCAAUACAAUGA
Messenger RNA from Owenia fusiformis, 1676 nucleotides. The record is from the annotation of a GenBank genome assembly. NCBI's taxonomy places the organism in Eukaryota, Metazoa, Annelida, Polychaeta, Sabellida, Oweniidae.